AUGGGAGAUGGGGCUGUCCACGACACUCGACAGUUGGGAGGUUACAUGACCCUUUUACAGUGCUGGAUCUACGAACACUUCCCUAGGAUCUGUAAGCGGGGCGAUAGAGGUGCGGUUCCUGCACAUCUUCCAAGAGCAUGUAGGUGGAUUGCAAAACAUGCUGUUGAAGGUGGAUUAGUGACCUAUCGGCAGAGACUUGAUGCUUUGUUGCUUGAGGAUGUAGUGUUUACACCAUAUGAUGAUGAUCGAGCUAAUCAUCCGUUUGAAGAUAUUUCGAUGUUCUCUGGUUAUCUUCGAUGUGGUGGAGUCUCAGUCCCAUAUUUGCCGGAGCGAUGUCUUCGACAAUUUGGUCGUAUUCAGUGCAUCCCGCCUGAUGUUCCUCCCAGGCCCCCUAGUGUAGAUUGGGUGUGGCAGACUACUAUGCAGUCAUCUGUAUCGGCGUUUCGGAGGCUAUAUCAUGUUGCGAGUUUUCCUGGAGAGGUCACUGAGGACUAUUAUCCAUGGUACAUGUCUGUGUCACAUCCUCUGAUCAUUCCUCGGUCUACUGCACAUGCGGGUACAUCCUCUGAGCAUCCAUCUCACCAUCCAUCAUCUGCUGCACAUGUGGGUACAUCAUCUGCUGCACAUGCUGGUCCGUCAUCGUCUGACCGAGAUCGUAGAACAGCUGAGCUUGUACGUAGAGGCAUUAACUUGGUAGAGCCGUUUAGUGAAAUUUAUGAGAUUUUAAGUGAGUUAUGUCUUAUGUACGAUGUUUAGUUAUUUGAUA
Messenger RNA from Cicer arietinum (chickpea), 766 nucleotides. NCBI's taxonomy places the organism in Eukaryota, Viridiplantae, Streptophyta, Magnoliopsida, Fabales, Fabaceae. The record is from RefSeq and is a predicted model, not a curated record.